GUAACAUACAAGAAAAUAUUACAGCCUCUUCACAUUGUUCUUCGAGUAGUUUUUACUAAAUCAUGAGAACUAUGACUUGCAACAACAUAUUGUUAAUGACUGCGGCCUUAGUUUUAUCUGGGCUAUUUUCUCCGGUCAAUUGCAGAGUGGUAAAACCAUCUGACGCUGUAGAUUGUGCCAGGAACUAUGUUGAAAUAGCACAGGGCCAAGAAGGCACCGAACCUAAUGGAAUUCCAAUAUACUCAGUGCAGAUUUCAAAUAAUUGUCCCAGUGGGUGUAAAAUUUCUCGUCUUCAUAUUGAUUGUGGGGAGUUCGUCUCUAACAUUCUAGUUGAUCCUAACACUUUCAAACGUAUUAACAUCGGCGAUUGUCUUGUCAAUGAUGGGGAACCGUUAGCGGCUGGUGCUGUUAUCUCCUUCAA
Molecule: messenger RNA, 421 nt
Organism: Rubroshorea leprosula
Lineage: Eukaryota; Viridiplantae; Streptophyta; Magnoliopsida; Malvales; Dipterocarpaceae
Source: the annotation of a GenBank genome assembly